Molecule: messenger RNA, 657 nt
Organism: Nestor notabilis (Kea)
Lineage: Eukaryota; Metazoa; Chordata; Aves; Psittaciformes; Psittacidae
Product: ORM1-like protein 3
Exons: 3
Coding region: 7-468 (153 amino acids)
Biological process (GO): negative regulation of ceramide biosynthetic process; ceramide metabolic process; intracellular sphingolipid homeostasis
Cellular component (GO): endoplasmic reticulum membrane
Source: RefSeq, a predicted model, not a curated record
GCCAACAUGAACGUGGGAACGGCGCACAGCGAGGUGAAUCCCAACACCCGGGUCAUGAACAGCCGGGGCAUCUGGUUGUCCUACAUCCUUGGAAUUGGGCUGCUGCACGUCGUGCUCCUGAGCAUCCCCUUCUUCAGCGUCCCUGUGGUUUGGACUCUUACCAACAUCAUUCACAACAUGAGCAUGUACAUCUUCCUACAUACCGUGAAAGGAACUCCUUUUGAGACUCCGGACCAGGGCAAGGCUCGGCUGCUCACGCACUGGGAGCAGAUGGACUAUGGAGUGCAGUUCACGGCAUCACGGAAGUUCCUCACCAUCAUGCCCAUCGUCCUGUAUUUUCUAACCAGCUUUUACACAAAGUACGACCGCAUCCACUUCGUCAUCAACACCAUCUCCCUCAUGAGCGUCCUGAUCCCCAAACUGCCGCAGUUCCACGGAGUCCGGAUCUUUGGGAUCAACAAGUACUGAGCUGUGUGGCCAGAGCGAAUGCAAGAGGAGCAGGGGGAGAGGGGGAUGUUCCUUCUCUCUAGUCCCAUUUCUCCUUCCCCACGCAGACUGGGAUGUAAUUUCACAGCGGCUGUUUAACUGCAGUAUCCGAUAGACAUACACCGCAUGCUGGAUCCUCACGCCCAAUAAACCUAAGCCAGCUCCAGAGUA